AUGCCUUUAUGCGAUAACCCAAAGGACUUCUGGCUACAGGCCUUCAUGAGCAUAAAACAGAAUGUUCCAUUGGAGACAUUCAUGCUUUGCCUCUGGACAUUAUGGUUUAGCAGGAACAUGUGCUUUCACCAGGGGAAAUGCUCAACGGUUAGAAAUUUGUGCGGCAUGGCACGACGUAUGGGGGAAGGGAGGAUGGGACAGGAAAUGCAGCAGGAAGCUGUUAUGACAAACACCCAGCAAGAGCUUUGGCAACCUCUUGGGAGGGAGGAAAUAAAACUCAAAGUGGAUGCAGCUUUUGUAGAAUCCUCAAAGGAAGCUAGUUUGGGAGCGAUGUGUAGGGACACUACUAGGAAGAUAUUACUUUCUACUAUAUCUAAAGAAGCUAGAAUCAACAAUCCCUUAAUGGCAGAAAUAUGUGCUAUUCGAUGGGGGCUACAGGCUGCUCUGGAACACGGGAUAGAAAGUAUAAUUGUGGACAGUGAUUCCUUGAUGGCUAUUAAGGAAAUUGUUCAGGCGAUUGAUUCUUUCUUUGCUGGCUUUAAUUUGAUUCAAGACAUAUCCCUGGUCCAAAAUGAUUUCUUUGCUAGCUAA
Messenger RNA from Durio zibethinus, 591 nucleotides. RefSeq lists its product as uncharacterized. The record is from RefSeq and is a predicted model, not a curated record. Gene Ontology annotation, molecular function: RNA-DNA hybrid ribonuclease activity; nucleic acid binding. NCBI's taxonomy places the organism in Eukaryota, Viridiplantae, Streptophyta, Magnoliopsida, Malvales, Malvaceae.